CAUGCGCAUGAGCGCGAACUGUGUGCAAAAGCGGAGAAGAAUCCAAAGAAAACAAUACGGUUGGAAGGGAUGUUAAAUAAUUUAAAAGUCACUUAGUACAUUUAAAUAUAUUCAGAUUUAGAAUUAAUUCGUAUCUUAUAUACAAAUAAAUUCACUACAAUGUAUAGAAAAGGCACAAUGGGACCGGAGUACUUCCGCUAUCGUGGUGAUGCACGCCUCAUGCGGACUCACGAAGCAAUGGUAGAUCUUGUUUAUGGUAGACCCUCGAACCACUCCUUAGAUGCCCUAAGUUUUGGCUAUGGAUUUGUUCCAGAAUUGGACCACUUCGCCUCUCAUUUUAUGGCUUAUAUGUCAUCAGAUGAUGAAGAUUAUGAUGAUUUUGAUAAAUAUGGUGUCCGUACAAACAACAGAUACUGUGGCUUUGCUCGCAACUUCCUUGAGAGAGGCCUGACAAAACCCUACAAACACAUAACACCAGAGGAAGCAGAAAGAAAUACUAAAGAACUGAUGGAUGAAGAAGAGAAACUUAAGAAAAAAACAGAGAAGAAAAAGCAGAAAAAGAUGAGACAGAAAGAGAGACGUCGGCAGGAAAAAUUAGAGAAAGAAAAUGCAGAUAAAGAAAAAAAUAAACAGGUACAUGUUGAUCCUGGAUCACAAAAGAAUAAACAUGCAGAUAAAAUUAAAAACAAUAAAUGUUCAUCUGCAUCUUCUGGCCCUCCAUGCACCUCAGCACCUGUGCAAAGCAGUGGUAGUGAGGAAAGUGAUGAAGAGGAAGACUCAAAUAUUGAACCAGAGGAGCUUGACAUGAAUAGCUGCUUUGUAUCAAAUGCAGCAGCCAUCGCUAAGCGCAAACUGGUACAAAAGCCCAAAUCUGACAAGAAAGAAAAUAAAGCUGCUCCAGCAAACUCCAGCAAACAGCAUGGGUCAGAGGAGAAAGGUGCCACCAUGCCACAAAAACAGAUCGAUAACAAUGUGGAGGUGGAGUCAGCGGAGGCAGUCAAUGCUAAUUAUUUUAUUACAAAAAGCGUGGAGCUGGCAGUUUUGGGUAGCCAGUAUGCUGCUUCAGGAAACUUGGAGAUGGCUGUGAAAUAUUUUACAGAUGCUAUAAAACACAACCCUAAAGAGUUUAAGUUAUUUGGGAAUCGCUCUUACUGCUAUGAAAAGAUGCUGCAGUAUGAAAAAGCUUUAACAGAUGCUGAUAUUGCUCUUUCUAUGAAUCCCAAAUGGAUUAAAGGACUUUACAGAAAAGGCAAAGCACUGGUUGGGCUAAAGAGGUAUAUUGAAGCCAGACUUGCCUAUAAUGAAGUCUUAAAGCUGGACAGCACAUGUAAGGAUGCAGCUGAGGAGUUGAUGAGGGUGCAGCUCAUCCAGCUUAUGGAAAUGGGAUUCACUAGAGAACAGAGUUCAAAUGCCCUUAUUCUUCAUGGAACUGUAGAAAAAGCCUUUGAAGGACUCUCUAGAGUACCAGGUUUAGCCCCUGUUCUUGUGCCCAGAGAAAAUGAGUUUAUGUCUCGAGAAAGAAACCCACAGCCUCCAGCUAAAAUCAGACCUCUUCCUCAGUAUCAGCAUAGACCCAAUACCCCAGCAACUGCUCCAGUUACUUAUCAUCCUCUAGAGCUAUUCCCUGUCUGGGUUGGAAAUCUGGUGCCUUCUAUAACAGAGGGAAGGAUUUAUGCAUUAUUCAAAUCUGUUGGACCAGUCCAUAGUGUAAAAGUGUUACCGGCAAGACGCUGUGCAUUUGUUAACUACACCAAGAAGGAGGACUGCGAGACAGCUAUCCGAGAUUUCCAUAGUCACGCUUUUGAUGGAGCUACUCUUGUGGUGCGUUAUCCAGAUAGGAUACACACACGUCUUGGCGUGUCCAGAGAUGCAUCUACAGAGUCCCCAGACAAGGCUGGCAAACAAUCUGAUGAAUGCUAUUUUUGGAGGACAAACGGCUGCAUUAAGAAGGAUCGCUGCACUUACCAGCAUAUACCAGAAAACAAGGGCAUUGACAGACAUAAAGGGGAAUCACAACCCUGAUUUAGAGCAUACAGAGAGGGAUUUAUCCUAAAAAAAUAUAUACUGUAAUUGGUUAAAUACAGAAAAAAAUGACACACAUGCCUAAAACACCUUGUGAAGCUGUGGUCAUUUUUGGUUCUUCUGAAUGCUUCAUUUAUUUUUCUAUUUGUUUAAAUAUUAAUUACUAUUAAUCUAUAAACAAGUUAUUAAGUGUUUUGAGUUGGACAACAGGUAUGAGGGCUGUAAUUAUCCAGCUCCUUUUCCUUUCUAUGAAGUAUCCCUUUUAUUUUUUUUAAUAUGUUUUCCAUAUCUGCAAUGUGAAGAUUCAUAUUAUGUUUAAGGCUAUCAAAAUGAAUAUUCAAUGAAGGUUCAUUGCAGAUGUAAAAUAAAAAUAGCUAUUGGAAAGAAAUGAACUAAGCCCUUAUGAUAAAUAAUGGUUUACUAUGACCUUAUCUGAUGGUUUGAAACCAGAAGUAUUUUUAAACUCAGAGCAGUAUUCGGUCUCAAAGGGAUUCCAACAUAGAAGUCUUAACUUAGUCAUGUCAAAGAAGAAAUGGGAUGAGUUUAAUAUCUUAUCUUGCAAAAUGAAUUGAUACCUUAUUAAUAUCAUGCUCUAAUAUCAGUAGAAAUUAUCUGCAGUAAACAAAGUCAUACCAUCUUGAGUGAAGGUUUGCAUUCAGUUGUAAUUGUAUUCCAAUGCCAUGCUCCGUACAAAUAAAAAGGUACACUGACAUUUCAUUUUUU
This is a messenger RNA of Xyrauchen texanus (razorback sucker), 2745 nucleotides long. RefSeq lists its product as uncharacterized. The transcript has 18 exons. NCBI's taxonomy places the organism in Eukaryota, Metazoa, Chordata, Actinopteri, Cypriniformes, Catostomidae. Gene Ontology annotation, molecular function: protein binding; RNA binding; metal ion binding. The record is from RefSeq and is a predicted model, not a curated record. Bases 160 to 2022 code for a protein of 620 amino acids.